AUGUCCUUCCUCGGCUUCGGCCGCUCCCAGCCCACCUCAGCCGAGAAGAUCGCGGCGGUAGAAAACGAGUACAAGGUGUUCGCCGAGAUGCACUCGCGCAUGGUCAAAGUCUGCACGGCCAAGUGCGUUGACCGCAGCUACCGCGAGGGCGACCUGUCCAAGGGCGAGGCCGUGUGCCUGGACCGGUGCUCGGCCAAGUUCUUUGAGGCGCACCAGACCAUUUCGGAGCAGCUGCAGAAGGAGGGCGCCGCGAGGGGGUUCGGUGGGGGGAUGUAA
Molecule: messenger RNA, 276 nt
Organism: Parathielavia appendiculata
Lineage: Eukaryota; Fungi; Ascomycota; Sordariomycetes; Sordariales; Chaetomiaceae
Exons: 2
Coding region: 1-276 (91 amino acids)
Biological process (GO): protein insertion into mitochondrial inner membrane
Cellular component (GO): mitochondrial inner membrane
Source: RefSeq, a predicted model, not a curated record